This is a messenger RNA of Kickxella alabastrina, 697 nucleotides long. RefSeq lists its product as uncharacterized. The transcript is spliced from 4 exons. The record is from RefSeq and is a predicted model, not a curated record. The coding region runs from base 1 to 564 and encodes 187 amino acids. NCBI's taxonomy places the organism in Eukaryota, Fungi, Kickxellomycota, Kickxellomycetes, Kickxellales, Kickxellaceae.
AUGAUAAACACGGCAUUCCAGUUCACAGAGUCGCGCUCAGGAUACACCAGCCGUCUUCGGCUAACCAGCCUGCAGAACCAAGCAGUGGGGUUCAAGUUCAAGACCAAUUCACCACAGAAAUUCCUAGUCAAACCGGUGGUUAUAGUUAAGAGCACCAGUCCGAUUACGGAUUCGGAUAGAUUUCUUAUUCAGACCGUUGCUCUGGAAAUGGACGAAGCAGAGGUCUUGAUUCAGCAAAGAAUAAUGGAGGACCUGAUCCACUGCACAUUGGGCCGACGCCGGUCAUCAAUAUCGUCGCAGGGGUCGUCUCCGCACGGCACACCGCUGGUUUCGGUAUCCCACUAUGAUCCGUAUGCGCAGAAGCAGGAGUACGCGGGGGCUUCGUACCAGCCAUUGGGCGAAAACACGGAUACCACAAUGGCGGUUGCUUUGGCUAAGCGGUUCUACCAAGUGCUGCCCGGGAUUGACGUCGCCGACUGGUCAUGGCUGGAGUUUGCAAAGUUUGUGCUGACGUGUAUUUUGCUGGGUUUCAUGUUGCCGGCAAUUCGGUAUGCCAUUUGGUAACUCGGCAAAAAAACAAUCCGGUAUUCUAUUUAAAAUAACCAUCCACCCCCACCACCACCACAUCCUCUCUUUUCUUUUUCUAAUUUUUAUUGUACUUUACCUAAUCUCUAUUUCAUUUAUUUAUUUAAUCAAU